Molecule: messenger RNA, 873 nt
Organism: Penicillium longicatenatum
Lineage: Eukaryota; Fungi; Ascomycota; Eurotiomycetes; Eurotiales; Aspergillaceae
Exons: 1
Coding region: 1-873 (290 amino acids)
Source: RefSeq, a predicted model, not a curated record
AUGCAUUCCACACUUACAUCCUUCAUCCUCCUCUCCACACCCAUCCAUGCCGCAACCACAGCGCGCAUCUGGACACACUUCUACCCAAGCUGCCCAGGCGAGCCGUUCGCAGACCUAAGCAGCUAUGAGAACUACGAAGAAACCGUCCCCACAUCAAAAAUCACGGCAGGAGUCUGCACACAAGUCGGCGUUCCAUCUUACGAACACAACCUCGUCAGUGCUAUCUCAAUAGAUGCCGAACUUCUUUCCAACGAAAAGGGUCACAAUUUCCCACCAGAGGAUGGUCCAAGCUGCAAUAUCACCAUCCACGAAGUCCCAGAAUGCAUCGAUGAACCCCUUCUCAACAAAGAAUUACACAACGGAGUCGAAGUGAGCCAGUGCCAUGAGCGAAACUUCGUUGCUUACAGCGACGUCUGGGUUCAGCUUAUUUGCGAAGGCGAACAAAAUGAAAACGAUCACCACAGACACCAUGAACAGCAAGAACAGACUGCUUCUGAGUCUCUCGAGGAUCAGGAGGAAGAUAUCCCACGCAUUGGGGAGACGACUUCCAUCCAGCAGUCAAGUGAUGUCCAGACACCCGGCUCGAAUGCCAACUCGUGGCACCUUGCACAGACAGAGAGCUCCGAGCGUGAACCUCUGCAGGAGAGUCGCGUGAACAAUGUUGGCCAUGAGGAGAGUGAGGCGAUUGUGCACCGGAUUAUGGAGGCUUUGAGGCAUAAGGCUCAUGGGAUGAACUUGGUUUCUGGGAAGACGAAUGCUACUCGGCAUUUGAAUGGAACUAUUCAUGCCAAUGGUACUGCGCCUGCUAACGGAACUAUUGUUUCGAGGCGGAAAUUGUCUGUUUUGCGGAACCGGGCUACGCGGUUGUAUUAG